Messenger RNA from Dipodomys ordii (Ord's kangaroo rat), 1868 nucleotides. Its product is annotated as chromosome unknown open reading frame, human C1orf159. The record is from RefSeq and is a predicted model, not a curated record. Bases 477 to 1067 code for a protein of 196 amino acids. The transcript is spliced from 12 exons. NCBI's taxonomy places the organism in Eukaryota, Metazoa, Chordata, Mammalia, Rodentia, Heteromyidae.
GAAGAACCCACGGAACGCAGGGCCAGCCUGGCCGAAAAGUGCGACACUCCAUCUCCACAAAGGGAAGCUGGACAUGGUAGCAGGCACCUAUGAUUCCAGCAAGAACCACAAAUCCCCGCUUGCAGGUGAAGCAGGGGCCUGUUCUGUGUCCUCAGAACCACGUCACCCCGGCAGGCCUGCCGCUGCCAUGCCGUCGCUGCUUUGUCAAGUAAAAAGUCUUCUGAGAGGGCCCUGAGUGUCCAGCGGUUGGAGGAAAUACCACUCAUCCUGGGAAGCUGUCCCCAGCAGCGAGCCUCCCUCCUCCUCUUUGAUUCUUCUACCUUGGACCAUGGGCCACAGGGUGUGGCUGCCAGGCCUCUGAGCGCUGUAUGGCUCAGCAGAACCCUGAGCACCGGGGGCGUGAGGGCUGAUGUCUGCAGCUCUCCUCCAGGAGGGGCAGACCCUGCUGUCCUCAGCUUACCAGCAGAGCCCCAGGCAUGGCGCUGAGACACGUUGUGCUUCUGGCUGGCCUCCUAGUUGGAGUCACCGACAAGUCUACAGAAAGCAAGGUCCAGCAGCUCGAGUGUUGCAUAGAGGUCAAUACCACCUGCACAGGCACCGGCCUUUGUGGCCCAGGCUGCUACCGGCACUGGGACGCCGACGGGACCACCAGCUGCGUGCGAUGCCAGAACGGGACCCUCCUAGCCUACAACAGCUCCGAGUGCAGAGGCUCUACUGGCCAGGGAGCACAACUCCCCAUGAACAGGAGCACAGGGACGCCUGGGCGGCCACAUGUGGGAGGAACCUACGUGGCAGCAUCCCUUUUCCUGGGGACGUUUCUCAUCAGCGCAGGCCUCAUUCUCUCUGUGGCUGGCUUCUUCUAUCUCAAGCGAUCCAGCAAGCUCCCCAGGGUCUUCUACAGAAAAGACAGAGCCCCUGUCCUGCAGCCUGGUGAAGCCGCUGCAAUGAUCCCCCCGCCACAGUCCUCAGUGAGGAAGCCACGAUACGUCAGACGCGAGAGGCCCCCAGAAAGAUCCAGGGACCCCUCUGCCUUCUCUGCAGCGGAGUCCCGUAUCAGCAACGUCUAACCUGGAGGCCAGCCGAGACUCCAUCCUGCAGCAGUGGUUCAGAUGAGCCCAGCACACCAGAGGGCCAGUGUUGCCUGUGACUUUUGGGACAGGCCAGAAUAGGCUUCCAGAGACAGAGGGUCCCUGUGGUCCUGCCACCCGCUUAUGCUGGUAGACCAGAUCGUGGGGCGUGGGAGCAAGGUGUUUGGGGAACUGGACCCCUGAGUGGAAACAUUAGGUCCUAGCAGCUACAGCCAAAACACAGGCCUGAUCCAAAUGGCGGAGACCCACACAGCUUCUGGGGGCCACCACUGCUCGGCAUCUGCCAGAGCUCAGCACCCACAGGCCAAGUGGCCCUCACAGACCCUUCCAGGAGGGGUGAGGCCAGGCUCAGCCAGUGAAGAGGACGUGAUCUGGGAACCAGCAGAGACAGACGGCUCCCAGAUCAUCCACAGAACCAGAACCUGAGACCCCCACGGCUGGAGUGCACGUUUGAAGGAGCUCAGAAUCGAUUUCCCCGUUUGUGUUAAGCAGAAAUUCCCAGAAGCUGUCAGCCAGCUGCUGGUCCAGUGGACAGACCCCAGCCAGCAGACACCACACGGGCACCUGCCGUGACAUGUCCACCCUAGGACCUCUACGUCUGAGCCCUUGCUGGUCUGCUCUGACUGGCCCCAGGCCAUAGAAGAGCCGCAGGCCCCUAGCCUGUGAUGCCUGUUUAGCCUUAGCCCAUCCUGUUCACACCGUUGUUGGCACUGAUGAAGCUGUUCUCCCAGGCUUGAGUGGGCUGUUUCCGCAGCACCAGCAGCUCAGGCCAAUCUAAAC